Molecule: messenger RNA, 1110 nt
Organism: Ceratina calcarata
Lineage: Eukaryota; Metazoa; Arthropoda; Insecta; Hymenoptera; Apidae
Product: protein fem-1 homolog B-like
Exons: 5
Molecular function (GO): protein binding
Source: RefSeq, a predicted model, not a curated record
AACGUUAUUUACAAAAAAUUAGGAAAGCCCGUGAAAGCUUAUGAGAAUUGUAAAGAAUCAGAGACUGUGGAGGAAUUACACAAUAUUAGGAACAAUGAAAACGCUAUUCACAUGGAAUCAUUGGCUGUGAGGGAGAGGAUAUUGGGCACACAGAACCCGGAAGUGCCUCGUCAUGUUGUAUUUCGUGGAAUACUGUUUGCCGAGAGUGAGAGGUUCGAUAAAUGUAUCGAUUUAUGGCUACACGCUCUUCAUCUGAAGCAGAUGAACGAUAUUCCCGUGGGAAAAGAUAUCUUGCGGUUUGUCCAGGUGUUCUCACAGAUGAUAGUCGAGGAAAUUGAAAUCGACUUCGCUCCGGUCUUAAGCGUAUUAGAAUCCUGCGUAAUGGAAUUGGCUAAUAAUAAGUCGAAAGUCAACAAUCCGGAUUCUGAAAUGGAAUCAAAUAUAAUGACUACUCUCUACAUCCUGACAAUUUUGACGAAGCUUCUGUCUCUGAAGGGGAACAGGUACGAGAUGGAGGAUAAAUGUAGAGCCCAUCAUCUGGUUCGCAGAAUCUGCGCUCUUCAGUUGAGACUGAAGGACGGCCAAACUCUGUUGCAUCUGGCCGUGAACGAGGACACGCUCGUAGACUAUUCUAUUACCAAUCACGUUUGCAAAUAUCCUUGCGCGGCCACGGCUAAACUUUUGAUAGACUGUGGUGCGGACGUGAACGCAUUGGACAGUAACAGGAAUACACCGUUACACUUGAUCAUCGACUACGGGGAACCGAUUAGCGAUUUUAUGACUAUCAACACAAUAAUUAUGGAAUUGAUCGAAGCUGGGGCACACAUGGAUACCGUCAACAACCGUUGGAAGACUCCAUACGAUGCAGUGACCACAGGUGUACCAAAGACCAUUCUAAGGACUCACACGAAACUGUCUUUAAAAUGUAUGGCAGCGAAAGCGGUGAAAUUCUACGACAUAUCCUACCGUGGCAACGUUCCACGAUGCUUGGAGAGUUUCAUCGAACUGCACGGCUUUGACCUCAACCAGUGUUAACCGUCUACCACUAGUAAUUAAGUAUUCUUCUACACAGUAACUGUUGUACUCAAAUACAUCACACACAGUGACGAA